This is a messenger RNA of Hippocampus zosterae (dwarf seahorse), 2676 nucleotides long. RefSeq names its product F-box protein 22 (gene fbxo22). The transcript has 7 exons. Gene Ontology annotation, biological process: positive regulation of proteasomal ubiquitin-dependent protein catabolic process; protein polyubiquitination; regulation of skeletal muscle fiber development. The coding region runs from base 83 to 1237 and encodes 384 amino acids. Lineage: Eukaryota; Metazoa; Chordata; Actinopteri; Syngnathiformes; Syngnathidae. Gene Ontology annotation, molecular function: protein binding. The record is from RefSeq and is a predicted model, not a curated record.
CUCCCCGCAACAGUUCCGGGUCAAAACUCGACUGACGUGCAGGGCAGCGUUGUUCCCGAAAUCCACGAUUUGAGAGGGCAAAAUGGACGAUAAUGCCGCUUUCGAUUCAUCGCCAUCGGAUAACAAGGCGACGUACGUCCUGAGCAACGUUGUGGAGGUCGUCGAGCGAAUUCUUACUUUUGUUCCGACCAAAUCUCUGCUACGAAUCGCAAGUGUGUGUAGGCUAUGGAGCAAUUGUGCCCGACGAGUGCUCAGAACUCAACAGCAGUUGACAUGGGUUUCGGCCUGUGGUCCCUCCAGCACGGAGGUUCAUGCCCUCUGCAACACCCUGGCUGAAGAGGUGGAGAAAGUAUUUCUCCUGCCCAAAACGGUCUUAGUGAUGAUGGACUGCGAGGCCUUCAAGCUUCCAGGUUACUGCUACAGACAGAAAAAAUCAAAGAGGAGCCGUCACAGCCCAGUUGAAAAGCUCAUCCAAGUCUUCCCGAAAAAUUGUGACAUCAUCGGCAUUGCUAGUCCAGGAAUUGUCUUAACCCCGACUGGUUCUCCCUCCAGACCUCCCGAGGAGCAUCAGGAAGGAGAGGCCGGAUUUGCUCUCAUGUUUCCAAGCAUGGAGGGCGUCCACAUCAGGCCUUUUCAUUUCUGCCAAAAGUCCCUCUCACCAAGCACUCUAAAAGAAGCAGGACUCAUCGACAACCCCGAGUUAAGGGUGGUCCUCCUGUUUGUCUAUGAUGCGUACAAAUCUGGAGGAGCGCGUUUCCUUGGCCAAAUCCUGGAGCCUCUGGCCAAGAGCAAAGCUCUCAUCGCAGGGGGACUUGUAGAAAGCGUCUUUCCCACCAGCCUCUGUUGUAGCCGGGGUGCUUACGGCGUGGUGGGCCUGGCACUCAGCGGCCCCAAAGUGCAGGGCGCCUCGGUGCUCUUGGACCAGGACGUCAGCAACCCCAAAGCGGCCGAAGCCACCAUCCGCAGGCUGAAAGCCGCCAAAAUCCCCGAGAGGAACACCCUGGGCUUCAUGUUUGCGUGCGUGGGCCGAGGGCAGAAUUACUACAAUAACCAGAGCAACGUGGAGGCCGACGCCUUCCAAAAGGUCUUCCCUGGAGUUCCGCUGUUCGGCCUUUUCGGCAACGGUGAGAUCGGCUGCGACCGCAUCGUCAAAGAUGACUACACGCUGUGCGACACCGACACAGACGGUCUGCAGCACGAGUACACCACGGUCAUGACGCUGGUCCAUUUGGGUUGAUUGAUUAAAAACGAACAAUUGAGCUGGAAAGCAUUGCCGUUGACCCUUCAGCUGUCAUUUUAAUGGCAACUGCCGGGACUCCAUUGCUUCCCUCUUAACAGUUACAAUAGCUUAACAUUGAUCAUCUCUUAUCGUAUCCUUCCGCGAUGUAGCACUCUUGUAAAACAUGUAAAUAUUUUGCUUAAACUUUUGCAAACAUUUCAGUCAGAUUUUGGGUCGCCUUACAGGGUUUUUGCUUUAAGAAAAAAGAAAAAAAAGAACCUUGAGCUAUUGUUGAGUUUUAGAGUUGUAGUUUCUUAUCUAGCAAAGGCACUUUUUCUUCCUGUAAUGAGGAGACGUCACUUUCCUUUCGCAAUGCCAAGGCAGUUUUGAUACACCGUGUGAACAAAACUAUUCGGACCUCUGCCCAUUACACUUACAGGUAUAUCGUGUACCGGCAUCCCGAAGAGCUCUUGUGUGAACUGAGGCUCUUUCACACUGCUGAUUAAAAAAAGGCCAACUUUAGUCUUUUUCCUUGCCACUCCCAUUCAUACUGGGUGGCAACAAAGUUAACUUUGCAAAUUUCCCUUUCUUGGGGAGCAACAGAGUUGGUUGGGAUCUGUGUUUAAAGGAAUUCUGCAGUGUCAGUACCAGGGAGGUGAAGUUUGAUUUUUCUGUGAAACUUGCUCUCCCACUGUGUCUCCCCGCAAAUAUCUCACAUGGGGUGAAGAGCUCGAGGUAAGUUCCUGGUAAAUGCCUGAUCUAUUGUUUUAAUGACUCUGAUGCGGGGGGAAGCAACUGUGCACAUGGCUAAUAAUCUUUUGUAUUUCUUAAGGCAUUUCAUAAGCCUCGGCUUCUUCCAUACCAAAAACCCUUCCUUCCUUACAGUGUUCACAUGAGGCAACACCUUUCGUUGUUGUGUUUUGUGGACAGCUCUAUCUGGUACAGCAUUUUAAGUUUUUUUUUCUCCAUCCUAAGGGGAGAUUGGAGACGGACAAAAUAGUAGGCAUAAAUGGCCCCCAAAUAAGCAACUGUUUUGGUACUGCCAGAGUGUUGUAAUGCCAGUAAAACUUUCCAAGGUUCAACAGGCUUCCUUGUGUAGUACGCUGACGUUUGCUGUGAUCCUUAUGUGGUGAAAGUGCAAUUUCCACAAGUAUGUAUGAUGCAUUGUCACCUAAAUAUUGAUAUUAGCUGCUGCUGUCUUUUGAAGAGUUCCAAUAUUUUUGCUCAAGUAUACUGUAACAACCCUUCUUUAACCCACCAGAUGCUCCCAUUAGGUAUCUGUUGAGAUUUAGUGCAAGAGCUGUAACGACCUGUUAACCGGGUGGGCAAUCGGUUGCCUGCCACGCAAUUCUAAAAUAAGUAAAACAACACAGGGACUUUAUGAGAAGCCCGCAAAUGCUCAAGCUGUGCCAAGCACUAGUCUCAACAGAUGACCCGUGAGUACAGUUUCCUUGGGG